CACCCACGCGCUCGAAAGUCGACUAAUCCGGCCCCGACCACCUUUGUUACCCCAGACCGUCCCUUUAGCCACAGUGUGGUCCAUCAAGCCUGGCGACGUCUUCCUUCUGUGACACCCCCAACUUUUCGGGAAUUUAGCCAUGCUUCACUUCCGUUGACCGAUCCUGUGCUCCGACACAUCUACCGUGAUCCACCUGCCAGUCAACCGUCCCUCAAACGUUCAUUACCUGAGGAUGUUUACCAGACACCAGAUGGACUACCCGUCACACCCACUGGAUCUCAAGAGUAUCUCAACGCUGCCAACGUCUUGAGAUCUCUCUCACGCGCUCCGUCCUCAUCCUCACUGUAUUCAGCUUCUCCUCUAGGAUGGCCUCGAUCCUGUCCACCCGGACUCCGAUCGACCAGUGGUACUUACUCUGACAUGACCACCAGCCAACGAUCAAUUACUCCAGAAGGAUCUCCCGUGCCUAACAGAUCGCAUCACCCCACCAAGUCUCUUUCAGAACUUGAAGAAGAAGAGGCUCAAGCAAAUGCAGCUGAGCUGAUGCUUUUCCUCGCCGCUGGUUCACCUAGUCCUACACGCAGGCCGGCUCCUGAAACAUCUACCCCUUCUGCGCAAACCAUCCCGGACGAAGCGGCUACUUCUCGUCGGUUAUUUGAUAUGAACAGGAAUCG
This is a messenger RNA of Melampsora larici-populina 98AG31, 674 nucleotides long. RefSeq lists its product as uncharacterized. NCBI's taxonomy places the organism in Eukaryota, Fungi, Basidiomycota, Pucciniomycetes, Pucciniales, Melampsoraceae. The annotation marks the transcript as partial. The record is from RefSeq and is a predicted model, not a curated record. The transcript has a single exon.